UAAUGUUACCCCGAAAAACGAAACUUAUAAAAGCCAAGUCGACAAGGCGUAGACGUUGUUUUUUGAAAAAAUAUUGCCCUUAGCAAAACAGUCGCGUAAACCAUAGUACACACCCCACGAAAAAUAUUAAAACGCUUUUCGCCUUUGCUGUUUAUAAUCGAUGCUUUUCCAAGUGAUCUCGUAACACGGCUCUAUGUACGAAUUAUAAAUAAAUGUUUUGAAAUAAAUCUCCUUAGUUACCGUGUGGACUUUUCGAAGAUCAGAGUGAACAGGGUGAUUUCUUUUCAGUGAAUGCUUGUUUUGUGAUCAAACUUAACAGUGAAAUAAAACCAAUAAGAAAAGUCACAAAGAAACAAAGAAAAUGCCCACCGAAUGCAUAACAAACCCCUUGCAAAGGGAACUGGCAGAUUCGAUAAUUAGAAUGGUGCCUUUGGACGAAAUUAGAAUACUACUGGCAUGUGGAGCAAAGGUAAACGAACCUGUUACACAAGGGUUAAUGCCUGUGCAUUACGCUGUUUGGCAACGAUAUUAUGAGGCCAUCCAACUUUUGCUAACCCGGGGUUGUGACGUUAAUGCCGUGGACGAAUGCGGUUACAGCCCUUUACAUCUAUCAGCCGAACAUGGGUAUACGGAAAUAGUGAAACUACUUCUAAAAUCUGGAGCCAAAGUCGACUACCGUCCAGAUACGGGCGAGGAAUUCCCUAGGACGACCCUGUGCGACGAACCCUUACGCUUGGCGAUAAGAAACAAGCACAUGGACAUCGCCAGGCUCCUGUUAGAACACGGAGCCGACCCUAACAAACGGUACUUUUUCGGGUCAGAAAUAAAUUUAAUCAACGACCUGCAAUACCUGGAGCUUCUGUUGACUUUCGGUGCCAACCCUGACAGUCGGGACAGGGCCGGACUUACGCCUUUAAUGAAAGCAGCGAGACAACCGCAGGGAAUGGAAUCAGUAUUACUUCUAAUUCAUUACGGUGCUGACGUCAACGCAAUGGCCGACGAGAGGCAUGAUUACAGAACGGUUCUUCACUACGCUGUGCUGUCCGGUAACAUCGAAAUAGUCAAUUUAAUUAUAAAACAAGGGGCUAAAUUAAAUUACGACGAAAGUUUCGAUUUGGGAAAGCCUAGUCCUCUAGAUCUAGCCAUCCUUAAAGGAGACCCCGCUAUAAUAAGGCUUCUAAUUGAGUCAGGAGCUAACGUGAACUUUACAUCCCCCAUACUCGGAUCUCCCCUCCAUGUGGCCUGUGCCGAUAAUAUUCCAAAUCGAUACGAAAUCAUAAGGGUAAUGUACCUAUCAUUUUCAAAAGAACUAAUCACCCUUCAUAUUUAAAUUUAUGUGUAAUAAAUUG
Agrilus planipennis (emerald ash borer) is the source of this 1349-nucleotide messenger RNA. Its product is annotated as ankyrin repeat and protein kinase domain-containing protein 1. Lineage: Eukaryota; Metazoa; Arthropoda; Insecta; Coleoptera; Buprestidae. The transcript is spliced from 7 exons. Bases 362 to 1330 code for a protein of 322 amino acids. The record is from RefSeq and is a predicted model, not a curated record. Gene Ontology annotation, molecular function: protein binding.